Messenger RNA from Aethalodelphis obliquidens (Pacific white-sided dolphin), 5433 nucleotides. RefSeq names its product peptidase domain containing associated with muscle regeneration 1 (gene PAMR1). Gene Ontology annotation, biological process: proteolysis. Bases 3119 to 4906 code for a protein of 595 amino acids. The record is from RefSeq and is a predicted model, not a curated record. Gene Ontology annotation, molecular function: serine-type endopeptidase activity; calcium ion binding. Lineage: Eukaryota; Metazoa; Chordata; Mammalia; Artiodactyla; Delphinidae. The transcript is spliced from 11 exons.
AAGCCACAACAGUGAGAGGCCCGCGUACCGCAAAAUAAAUAAAUAAAUAAAUAAAAAUAGAAGUGACCUCAGUAUAACCUUUGCACAUUUGAUCCAGAAAAGAAACCCACCGUUCCAAUUCCCUGAUGGUGAGAAUGGUUUGUAGGGAAAUAGUUGAGUAGUGCCUCCAAAUUUUCUAAGGAAAUUUUGAGAGCUAAGCCAGGGUCUCCUGACUAGGGGUCCUUGGCAGGAUUCUGAAGUCUUUGAACAAUUUUCAAUAUUUUCAAAAGCCUAGCGAUUACUGCUGUUAUGAGGGUGGGGCUUUGAUUUAAUGAGCUGGCAUGAGGUCGUGGAAUAAAUAAGAGACCUUCAUAGGCAGUGCUGUGCGCUUCCUACUGCAUCAUACAGAAGGGCAUCAAUGUCUGCCACGCCUGCACCCAGCAUCUUAUUACAUCAGACAGGAGACACCCAAUAUUACCACGUCCAAUGGUGCUAGGAAGGAUCUUUCAAACUGAGUAGUGAAGAACUGUCCCAUAUCAACCAUCUGGUUGCCCUGAAAGGAGAGGCUAGAGAAAGGCUUUUUUAGAAAAAAAGAUUUUCAAAAAUAGUGAAUUGGUGUCCUAGCAGUCCCUACUGGUGAUCAAAGAGGUUUCUCUGUGUGUGUGUGUCAUUAUGAACGCAGGCAUUUUAAUUUAUUUAUAUGAUGUAAUCCAUUUCAGUCAUUAUUUAUUUUAAUGCACACAACUCAUAACACUGGGUGCCCCUUUAUGUCUUUCUGUGUUCUUCUGACAUGACCACACUGUUUUUGAAGACUUCUUGAUUUCUCGCAUGACAAGAUAUUUUAACCUCUUCUUGUAUAUUUUCUGCCCCAGAUCUGGAAUCAGCCACUUCUCAAAAGAACUUUGGUCUGAGACCACGAUCUGGUCACGUGAAUUGCAUGUAACUGCAUCAUGUGGAUUACCAUAGUUCAUGAGUAUUUGGGUUGUUUCUAGCUUUUUGCUGUUAUAAAUACUACUCUAGUGGAUAGCCUCAGGCAUACAUCAGCUAGUAUUUUUGCAGCAUAUCUUUGGGGGUACAUUCCUGGAAGAAGAAUUGCUGCAUCAAAGGGAGGUGCAUAUGUCAUUUUGCCAGCCUUUGCCAAAUUCUCCUCCAGGCAUUGGCAUUCACAGCAGCCGUACAUGAGAGUACCGUUUUCCCGAAGUCUUGCGACAGAGCGUGCUGUUUUGGAAUUUUGUCAGUCUCAAAGGUGCGAAAUGGGAUCUGAGCCUGGUUUAAGAAUUUCUAUCACUUCUAUCGUUAUGCUGGACAACGAUUCUUUCUCUUGUGAUGGCAGUAAUUGCACGAGGAUCGAUGUCCAGGGACGUGGUGGUGGGGAUGGCAGUGCUGACGUCCAGCAGUGGCCAGCGGAACUGGGGCCCUCAAUGGAGCAAGGUGGCUGUGUAUUUUCGUGUGUUUCUAGGCUGUGUAGCUUGGACCUCGGUCCUCUAACCCUCCUGUCAAUACCGUGAGCUACUUAGCGUCUUUUUAACACAGCCUUGUUCAUCUUAAGCACCAGGCUGGUUUUUGUGGCUUGCAGCUAAUGGCCCGGAUGUUACUGUGCUGAGAGCUGGCAGGGUCGUAGAGGGCGGACUCUGAGUCCAUUGGCCUCCUUAGUGGCACAGUGGGUAGGAAAUCGGACGGGAAUGUGGCACAUGGGCGAAGAAGGCCUUUAAAAGACCAUCUUUUAAAACAGUCUUUUAAAGGACCGCUGGGACCCAGUUAUGGGCCAUGUGAAAUUUGAUGAAUCACAUUAGCAAUUCUUUUCUGGUCGGAAGAGACACUGGGAGAGGGAAGCAAAGUCAGGAUGGUGUGCAGAGAGAGAGCUACAAGUCUCUCCUCUACAGAAAUCACACAUAUGUACACUGCAUGUAUAUACUACAGGCCAAUGAAAACCUAAUUUUAGCCAAAAGCAAAAAAGUAUGCUAUUAUAUUAGCUCAAGGAAAUCCUGGUUAUCUUGAAUGGCUCAGAAGCCUGGAUUAUUCAUCCAUUCAACCAUCCAUCUAUGCAUUUAUUUAUUUGCUCAAAUCUCAAAUAAUAAUAUUUCUGGAACACUUAUUAUGUGCCAGAUACUGUAUUAAGUGGGGGGGAUAUCAUGUUGAACACGGUGCAGCCCCUGAUUUCAGUCUGUACAGGAAGACAGACAGUAGGCAGUUAAAAUUGAGCAUGCUAUAUGCUAUGGUGGGGAUAAGCCAGGAGGAGCUAUGGGAAUGCAGAAUAAUAAUAAUAGUUCAUGUUUUGGGGGUACUUGCUAUGUGCCAGGCCCUUUACACGUGUGAAUUUAAUUUAUAAAACAACUUUAUGAGGUAGGCACAGUUUUUAACCCUGGGUUUACAGAUGAGGACAUUGAGGUACAGAGAGCUUAAGCCAUUUGCUCAAGGACACACAGCUGGACAAUGGAGGCACCAGAACUUAGCGCUCCGUUUUAAUAAGUGGGAUUGGAUUAUCUCUACCUUUCCUCGCUGUCCCCCGCCCCUCAGGAGACCCUUGACUAGGGUCUGCUCAACCCUCUCUGGUGUGCCCUGCUGGUCGGGGGGAGCCUGACACCUUCCAGGGUGAGCCCAUUACUAGGCAUUAAGGUUGUUUCGGACGGCACACUCUGCUUAUAGAAGUGUAUGCCAUAGAAGAAUAUUUAAUGGAAUGGGAAGAUGGUUGCUAUCUAGUAUCAAAUUAAAAGGUAAGUUAUUAAAAACAGAAUGUACAGUAUGUAGUAUAAGCCUAAUUUAAAAAAAUGUGUUCAUAUAUAUAGAAAGAAUUACUGAUCAUUUUCUCUGGGUGAUGGAAGUUUUGGUGUUUUUAAUUGAAUUAUUUUUGCUUAUCUGAAUUUUCUAAAUAUUCCAUAAUAAACAUGUAAUAUUUUUAUAAAGAGAAAAAAUACCCUGUUUUGAUGGAUUCUACCUUUUACUACAGGUUAUUUCAUUUUGCAUUAAAACAUCAGCCACAAAUGAAACAAGCCAGACACAAAAGGCCAUAUAUUGUUGUACCAUCUUUGAAAACUGCAAGACGUGCCGAAACGGCUCGUGGGGGGGUACUCUGGACGACUUCUACGUGAAGGGCAUCUACUGUGCAGAGUGCCACGCGGGCUGGUACGGAGGAGACUGCAUGCGAUGUGGCCAGGUUCUACGAGUCCCAAAGGGCCAGAUUUUGUUGGAGAGCUACCCCCUGAAUGCUCACUGCGAAUGGACCAUUCACACCAAACCUGGGUUUAUCAUCCAGCUAAGGAUUGUCAUGUUGAGCCUGGAGUUUGACUACAUGUGCCAGUAUGACUAUGUCGAGGUCCGUGACGGGGACAGCAGCGACAGUCAGAUCAUCAGGCGUUUCUGUGGCAACGAGCGGCCAGCUCCCAUCCGAAGCUCGGGUUCCUCGCUCCACGUCCUCUUCCACUCAGAUGGCUCCAAGAACUUUGACGGCUUCCAUGCCGUCUUUGAGGAGAUCACAGCCUGUUCCUCGGCGCCGUGUUUCCAUGACGGCAGUUGCCUUCUUGACAACACCGGAUCUUACAAGUGCGCCUGCCUGGCAGGCUACACCGGGCAGCGCUGUGAAAAUCUCCUUGAAGAAAGAAACUGCUCAGACCCUGGGGGCCCAGUCAAUGGGUACAAGAAAAUUACAGGAGGCCCUGAGCUUAUCAAUGGGCGCUAUGCAAAAAUUGGCACCGUCUUGACCUUCUUUUGUAACAACUCCUAUGUUCUUAGCGGCAAUGAGAUGAGAACUUGCCAGCAGAAUGGAGAGUGGUCGGGGAAACAACCCAUCUGCAUAAAAGCCUGUCGAGAACCAAAGAUCUCAGACCUGGUGAGACGGAGAGUUCUUCCAAUGCAGGUUCAGUCAAGGGAGACGCCAUUACACCAGCUAUACUCAUCAGCCUUCAGCAAGCAGAAGCUGCAGGACUCCUCUACCAAGAAGCCAGCCCUUCCCUUUGGAGACCUGCCCCCUGGGUACCAAUACCUGCACACCCAGAUCCAGUAUGAGUGCAUCUCACCCUUCUACCGCCGCCUGGGCAGCAGCCGGAGGACAUGUCUGAGGACUGGGAAGUGGAGUGGGCGUGCCCCGUCCUGCAUCCCUAUCUGUGGGAAAACUGAGAACGUCACUGCUCCGAAGACCCAGAGGACACGCUGGCCGUGGCAGGCUGCCAUCUACAGAAGGGCCGGUGGGGUGCACGGGAGCAGCCCGCACAAGGACACGUGGUUCCUCGUCUGCAGCGGUGCCCUGGUCAAUGAGCGCACCGUGGUGGUGGCUGCCCACUGCGUCACCGACCUGGGGAGGGUCACCGUGAUCAAGACAGCAGACCUCAAAGUCGUCCUGGGGAAAUUCUACAGGGAUGAUGACCAGGAAGAGAAAAGCAUCCAGAGCUUGCGGAUUUCUGCAAUCAUCCUGCAUCCCAACUACGACCCCAUCCUGCUGGAUGUGGACAUUGCCGUCCUGAAGCUCCUGGACAAGGCUCGCAUCAGCACCCGUGUCCAGCCCAUCUGCCUGGCGGCCCCUCGGGACCUCAGCACCUCCCUCCAGGAGUCCCGCAUCACCGUGGCGGGCUGGAAUGUCCUGGCAGAUGCGAGGAGCCCCGGCUUCAAGAAUGACACGCUGCGCUCGGGGGUAGUCAGUGUGGCGGACUCGCUGCUGUGUGAGGAGCAGCACGAAGAGCACGGCAUCCCGGUGAGCAUCACAGACAACAUGUUCUGUGCCGGCUGGGACCGCGCUGCGCCUUCUGACAUCUGCACAGCAGAGACGGGCGGCAUUGCAGCCGCGUUCUUCCCGGGGCGGGCGUCCCCUGAGCCCCGCUGGCAUCUGGUGGGGCUGGUCAGCUGGAGCUAUGACAAGACAUGCAGCCACAGCCUCUACACAGCCUUCACCAAAGUGCUGCCCUUUAAAGACUGGAUCGAGAGAAACAUGAAAUGAGCCUCAGGCCCGUCGAGAAGCACUUCCGUGCAUCCUUCCGUAUGUGUGUUGCCCAAGGCAUCGUGGACCUGAAAUGUGAAUCUGCCCAUGAAUUUGGCUGUGCCAGGGCUUCUGAUGUCAAAACCAGUGGAGGGCGAGUUGAGCUUACUUUCUGGUAGGCCACUGCCUCCCUGACUGCUGGGACCAUUUGGAAGAUACCAGGGCUGCUUGCAAGAACUCAGUUUCUUCAAAAUAGACUACAUGAAUAGCAAAGCAAUCCUCCCCAUUCAACUGGCCCCAGUGGCCUUCCCCACCUGCCCUUCAGUGGUGCGAAUGCCAUGGUCAGCUGUGGUCGAGAGAGGUCUCCUCCAAGGCUCCAGCCAGACAGAGUUCCAGAGAGCCGCCUGCAGGACAGUCCCGGACAGCGGAGCCUGGCUGCGGCACUGGUGUCCGUGCACACUGCCACGUCACGGGGUGGUCCUUUUCCUUCCCAAUCCCCUGUACACACUUUAAUAAAACAAGGGUUGGCUUCUGACCCACGGAACGAA